This is a messenger RNA of Amorphotheca resinae ATCC 22711, 1545 nucleotides long. RefSeq lists its product as hypothetical. The transcript has a single exon. NCBI's taxonomy places the organism in Eukaryota, Fungi, Ascomycota, Leotiomycetes, Helotiales, Amorphothecaceae. The record is from RefSeq and is a predicted model, not a curated record. Bases 310 to 1377 code for a protein of 355 amino acids. Gene Ontology annotation, molecular function: nitronate monooxygenase activity.
UUUAAAGAGAAGUACGUUUUCGGUUGUCGACAGGCGAACGUGAGUUGCGAUUCACUUGAUUGAAGUUUUUCGAACUCGAGGCAGGCUCAACUCAGUGAACUCGCUCGAUUCGUCGAGUCAUCGACCGGCGAACAACUUGAGCCUCAGGUCACCAUCUUCCUCCACAGUACUUAAGGGACUUUACGUCGCCAUCUCCUGACUUUCCUUUUCUUCUUCCUUCAACAUAUACUCUCCUAUAUAUACAUAUCUUGUCCAUUUCAGACCCAUCUCACCUCGAUCAUCAAUACAAGCAUCCCAACAUCCACCAACAUGGCAGCUUCAUCCAUCCAUGCCGAGACACUCCAAUCCCAUUAUCCCUGGACCACCGCACCCCUCGUGAGCUCUGCGCCCAUGCGCCUGAUUACCACUGAUCCUCUUGCAAUCGCCGUCUCGCAGGCCGGAGGCCUGGGGUUCCUCGGCGCGGGUAGCGGCACCGACCUCGACCGCUUCGAAUCCCUCCUCAAGUCCACCGCCGAUGCGCUCGCUACCUCUCCACUCCCCGGAACGCCUCCUGGCGUCCUGCCCAUCGGUGUCGGGUUUAUCUGCUGGGGUGCUGACCUGGCCACCGCUAUGCAAGCCAUUCGUGAGGCGCCUCUCAAACCAGCCGCUGUAUGGCUCUUCGCUCCCAAAGAUACCGACGAGUUGAUGGCGUGGACCCAAGGGAUCCGGGAUGCGAGCGACGGGAAAUCCAAGAUCUGGAUCCAGGUCGGCACUGUCGCGGACGCGGUGCAGGUCGCUAAGGCCUGUAAGCCAGAUGUCUUGGUGAUUCAGGGCGCGGAUGCCGGGGGCCAUGGCCUUGUGCGCUCUAGCUCCAUCAUCUCUUUGCUGCCAGAGACCGCGGAUGCCUUGGCUGCCGAGGGGCUUGGUCAUAUUCCUCUUGUCGCGGCGGGAGGGAUUGUCGAUGGGAGAGGUGUGGCUGCGGCCUCCGCGCUGGGCGCGAGUGGUGCAGCCAUGGGGACGAGGUUCCUUGCCUCUCCAGAGGCGGCCAUUAGCGAGGGCUAUAGGAAUGAUGUGAUUCGAGCGAAAGAUGGUGGGGUGAGCACCAUUCGAACGAACGUGUACGAUCGACUGAGGGGUACGGAGGGAUGGCCAGAUCAUUAUAACGCACGAGGAGUGCUGAAUCACAGUUUCUGGGAUCAUGAGAAAGGGAUGCCCCACGAGGAGAACAAGAGACUGUAUGAGGAGGCGUCGAAGCUGGGCGACGCGGGCUGGGGCGAUCAAGGCAGAAUGACGACGUAUGCUGGGACUGGGGUGGGGUUGAUAACGAAAACUAUGCCGGCUGGGGACAUUGUGAGGGAAGUCCUGAGGGAUGCGGCGCAGACAUUGGCAAGAUUGUAAGGAAAUUCGAUGCAUUAUAUUUUCUAGGUCAUAUGGAGGAAGUCCUGCGAGUCGGAUCUCGCGGGGCAAUGUUUCAAGACAGCUCCUCCUAACCGUAUAUAGUCCAUGUAUAUUCUAACAAUCCAAACGAACUCCGGGUAUCAUCGUAUCUACUUCUGUCUAGCCAUU